AUGCGAAUGUACACAUUACUUUUGUUAUUCUCUGUACAAUUCUUUCUCUCUUUCUCUCUCUCUCUCUCUUUGUCACAGUGUUUCUUUUUCUUUCUUGAUUUCUAUCUAUCUAUCUAUCUAUCUAUCUAUCUAUCUAUCUAUUUAAACUCUAUUUCUUUCUUGAUUUCUAUCUAUCUAUUUAAAGUUUUUUCUUUCUUGAUUUUUAUCUAUCUAUCUAUCUAUCUAUCUAUCUAUCUAUCUCUUUCUUACCAUCUAUCUAUUUCUUAUUAUCUUAUCUAUCUAUCUAUCUAUCUAUCUACCUAUCUAAAGUCUAUUUCUUUCUUGAUUUUUAUCUAUCUAUCUAUCUAUCUAUCUAUUUCUUUCUUACCAUCUAUUUCUUAUUAUCUAUCUGUCUAUCUAUCUAUCUUUCUAAACCAAUCUAUCUAUCUAUCAUCUAUCUAUCUAUCUAUCUAUCUAUCUAUGCAGGGAGCAGUACGCGCCAGCCAUCUAUCUAUCUAUCUAUCUAUCUAUCUAUCUAUCUAUCUAUCUAUCUAUCUAUCUAUCUAUCUGCUUGGAAUUCUGUCUAUCAUUCAAUCUAUCUACUUGUUCAUUUUUUUCCUUUUACACAUAUAUUUAUAUGUCUGUUUUUUUACUAUGUUUAUAUAA
This is a messenger RNA of Acanthosepion pharaonis, 645 nucleotides long. NCBI's taxonomy places the organism in Eukaryota, Metazoa, Mollusca, Cephalopoda, Sepiida, Sepiidae. The record is from the annotation of a GenBank genome assembly.